Messenger RNA from Anthonomus grandis grandis, 1857 nucleotides. RefSeq names its product pre-mRNA-splicing factor ATP-dependent RNA helicase DHX16 (gene l(2)37Cb). Gene Ontology annotation, cellular component: intracellular anatomical structure; catalytic step 2 spliceosome. Bases 61 to 1812 code for a protein of 583 amino acids. The record is from RefSeq and is a predicted model, not a curated record. NCBI's taxonomy places the organism in Eukaryota, Metazoa, Arthropoda, Insecta, Coleoptera, Curculionidae. The transcript has 7 exons. Gene Ontology annotation, molecular function: RNA binding.
AUUUUUGAUGGUAUUGUAGAUAAGAAAAUAGGAUGUACUCAGCCACGUCGAGUUGCCGCUAUGUCAGUGGCGGCACGGGUGGCUCAAGAAAUGGGGGUGAAGUUAGGGAACGAAGUGGGUUACGCUAUUCGGUUUGAAGACUGCACGUCUGAAAGGACCAUUAUUAAGUAUAUGACCGAUGGUACUUUGCACAGGGAGUUCCUAUCUGAACCGGAUUUGCAGUCCUACAGUGUGAUGAUUAUUGACGAAGCCCACGAGAGGACUCUGCACACCGACAUUUUAUUUGGAUUAGUCAAGGAUAUCGCCCGGUUUCGUCCUGACCUAAAGUUACUGAUUUCCAGUGCAACCUUAGAUGCUCAGAAGUUUUCGGAGUUUUUUGAUCAAGCUCCUAUAUUUAGGAUACCAGGCAGACGCUUUCCGGUGGACAUUUACUACACAAAAGCCCCGGAAGCGGACUACGUGGACGCGUGCGUCAUCUCCAUCCUCCAAAUCCACGUCUCCCAACCUCUGGGCGACGUCUUGGUAUUCCUGACGGGUCAGGAGGAGAUCGAAACGUGCCACGAACUCUUACAGGACCGCAUCAGACGAUUGGGCUCGAAAGUUCGAGAAAUUCUCAUUUUACCGGUAUACGCGAACCUGCCGAGUGACAUGCAAGCGAAAAUCUUCGAACCGACGCCACCUGGCGCCAGAAAAGUGGUACUGGCCACCAAUAUUGCCGAAACGUCGUUGACCAUUGACAAUAUCGUUUACGUGAUAGAUCCGGGAUUUGCCAAGCAGAAUCAUUUUAAUUCCAGGACGGGCAUGGAGAGUCUGAUGGUGGUGCCGAUAUCGAAGGCGUCGGCCAAUCAGAGGGCUGGGAGGGCGGGCAGGGUUGCUGCCGGCAAGUGUUUUAGGUUGUACACAGCAUGGUCGUACAAGCAUGAGUUGGAGGAUAAUACAGUGCCGGAGAUCCAGAGGAUCAACUUGGGAAAUGCUGUUUUAAUGCUGAAGGCUUUGGGAAUAAACGACCUGGUACACUUCGAUUUCCUGGACCCCCCACCCCACGAAACCUUAGUACUUGCACUGGAACAAUUAUAUGCCCUAGGGGCCCUCAAUCAUCACGGCGAAUUAACUAAAUUGGGUCGAAGAAUGGCCGAAUUCCCGGUUGACCCGAUGAUGGCCAAAAUGCUGUUGGCCUCUGAAAAAUACAAAUGUUCGGAAGAGGUGGUGACUAUUACCGCGAUGUUGUCGGUUAAUGGAGCAAUUUUUUAUAGACCUAAAGAUAAGAUUAUACACGCUGAUACGGCCAGGAAGAACUUCAAUAGCAUAUUUGGAGAUCAUUUGAGUUUGUUGAACGUGUACAACCAAUGGCGGGACACGGAUUACUCGUUGCAAUGGUGCUAUGAAAAUUUCAUACAGUAUAGGUCCUUAAAGAGGGCAAGGGACGUAAGGGAACAACUGGUAGGUUUAAUGCAACGGGUCGAAAUUGAUAUGGUAUCAAACGUGAGCGAGACCAUAGACAUCCGAAAAGCGAUCACGGCCGGCUACUUUUAUCAUAUCGCCCGCCUAUCCAAGGGCGGACACUAUAAAACUGUGAAACAUAACCAGACUGUAACGAUUCAUCCCAAUAGCGCCCUAUUUGAGGAGCUUCCCAGGUGGGUUCUGUACCACGAGUUGGUGUUUACCACGAAAGAAUUCAUGCGUCAAGUGAUAGAGAUCGAAAGUAAAUGGUUGCUUGAAGUUGCCCCACAUUACUAUAAACCUAAAGAGUUAGAGGAUUCGACUAAUAAAAGGAUGCCGAAGAAUGUGGGGCGAAGUACGAGGACUGAAUGAUUUUUUUUUAAAUUUGAUUAUGUUAAAUAGAGAAGUGUAACAGUA